UUCUUAUCUUUCCUCCAUCCGCUCUUCUCAACAUGAAGUCAUCCAAACUCUCAUCUAUUUCUCUCUGUUUCAUUCUCAUUUGCAUUAUCUUCUUUCCUCAAAAAUCCUUCUCAUGUGGCUCCUGCAACCCCAGGAAGGGUGGAAAACACUCCACUAAACCCCCGGUGACCGUUCCGAAGUUACCUGUUCCUCCAGUGACCGUACCUAAGCUUCCAGUUCCUCCGGUGACAGUUCCUAAGCUACCUGUUCCUCCAGUCACCGUCCCAAAGCUACCUGUACCUCCCGUGACCGUCCCAGAACUACCACUUCCCCCGGUUGGAGGGCUACCCAUUCCUCCGGUUGGGGGGCUACCCAUACCUCCGGUUGGAGGGCUACCCAUACCUCCGGUUGGAGGGUUACCCAUACCUCCGGUUGGAGGGCUACCCACAUUGCCACUGCCACCGUUGCCGAUUGUGGGUCCUCUUCUUCCUCCAGGGACAACCCCUCCUAGUUCAGGAGGAAAAGAUUGCCCUCCACCCCCGGGUAGCCAUAAGUCCCCACCAGGCACUGGGAAGGCGACAUGUCCAAUAGACACGCUGAAGUUGGGGGCGUGUGUUGACUUGUUGGGAGGUUUAGUAAAGAUAGGGUUAGGAGACCCAGCCGUUAACAAAUGCUGUCCGAUACUUAAAGGCCUCGCUGAAGUUGAAGCAGCAGCUUGUCUCUGCACUACACUUAAGCUUAAAGCUCUUAACCUUAAGCUGUACGUUCCAGUUGCUCUUCAGCUUCUUCUUACCUGUGGCAAAAACCCACCUCCGGGCUACACUUGCUCCAUCUGAGAAAUUUAGUCCAGUUAAAGGAUAACUUGGAGAAAAAAAAGUGAGAAGACAAUGGCAGAGCUCUGGUUUUUCAUUUCACGUGUAUUAAUCAUGUCCAAUCCUUUCCCUUUGAUUCUUUCACAUAUCUAUCCCUUCUGCUUGUAUCGUUGUGGUUCUAGAUUUAUGAUUCUUCUCUUGUAUGAAAGUACGAUUUGAAAUUAUUUAUUUUUAACGAAUGAA
This is a messenger RNA of Raphanus sativus (radish), 1034 nucleotides long. Its product is annotated as 36.4 kDa proline-rich protein. The record is from RefSeq and is a predicted model, not a curated record. The transcript is spliced from 2 exons. The coding region runs from base 33 to 815 and encodes 260 amino acids. Lineage: Eukaryota; Viridiplantae; Streptophyta; Magnoliopsida; Brassicales; Brassicaceae.